AUGUCGGACAGUGCGUCCGCGGCACCGGGAGAUGGGCAUCCCAGGCUCGAUGAGCAACAGCGUCGCGCUUUGCGCAAGCUAUCAAUGACGAAUGACCUCGGUGAGGAUGUGGAGGCUGUCGACUACGAGUCUGACACUCCUUUUUUCGCAUGGGAUGACGAGGAAGGCGAGCUGCGCCAGCAGCGUAAUACUAGCCCUGCUCGCGCCUUGCGGACCCCAUGUCCGUUCCUUGACUUCUCGUCAGCCGAGGAACGUGGUGUAAUUACCAAUGACGUUGACGGAACUCAGAGGCGGCAGCUUAAAGCUGCCCAUAAGGCGGCUCCAAAGCGCGCCCAUCCACGGCCGGUCAUUGACUUUCGUGUGGAAUAUGGCUUCCGACCAGUGGAUCCCGCUGUGGAAGCGAAGGACGCGGUAACUCGAUCGUUACGCGUCCACAUCAUCGGGCCCCCAGCCAGAACGGAGUAUGAGCUUGCCAAACGAAAGGCUCUUCGAGCUCGAAAUUGGUUCCAAACGAAUUUCCGUUGGAAGCUUAUCACACUCGUCUGA
Plasmopara halstedii is the source of this 546-nucleotide messenger RNA. RefSeq lists its product as uncharacterized. Lineage: Eukaryota; Oomycota; Peronosporomycetes; Peronosporales; Peronosporaceae. The record is from RefSeq and is a predicted model, not a curated record. The coding region runs from base 1 to 546 and encodes 181 amino acids. The transcript has a single exon.